Molecule: messenger RNA, 2190 nt
Organism: Onthophagus taurus
Lineage: Eukaryota; Metazoa; Arthropoda; Insecta; Coleoptera; Scarabaeidae
Product: uridine-cytidine kinase-like lethal (2) k01209
Molecular function (GO): kinase activity; ATP binding
Source: RefSeq, a predicted model, not a curated record
UUCCAAUGCAAACAGUUAAAGAGAGUGCAAUUUGCAAAAAGAAAAUACGUGCUAAUUUGCUCUGACAGUAGUUCCUAAAAGAUUUACAAACCAAUACAUAAUGGCAUCGAUUCAUUUUGACGCCCCGUCCUCUGCAAGUUCCGACAGCGAUGGUGGCGAAACUCAAGCCGAUUUCUCUGAGGUCUUCCCUGAUAUUGAGGGUGAGGAGGAAAAAAGUGGCGAUUUUUAUAAUACACCGGCUUCUCCCAUUACUGUACCAUAUUGUCCUCGACCGCCUUCAACUGGUUCACAAAAAUCUCCUAGACCCAGGCGGCAAAGAACUACUUCUAUUAAUCAGUCUUAUAAGAAAACUGCCACUGAAUCAAUAAUGCGUACAAAACAACAUAGGACAAUUUAUACGGCUGGAAGGCCCCCAUGGUACAAUUGUGCAGGGCAACAAGUAGAACCCUUUGUGAUAGGUAUAUGUGGAGGCAGCGCUUCUGGAAAAACAACAGUAGCAGAAAAAAUAAUCGAAUAUCUAGGUAUACCUUGGGUGACUUUACUUAGUAUGGAUUCUUUUUACAAAGUAUUAAACGAAAAACAACAUGAUAUAGCCCAUCGAAACGAAUAUAAUUUCGAUCACCCCGACGCUUUCGAUUUUGAUUUACUUAUAGAAACGUUGCAACGACUGAAAGAAGGGAGGAAAGUUGAAGUUCCCAUUUACAACUUUGUUACUCAUUCUAGAGAAACUAGAACUAAAACUAUGUAUGGCGCAAAUGUAAUUAUUUUCGAAGGUAUUUUAACUUUUUAUAAUCCUUCUGUUUUGGCAAUGCUCGAUAUGAAGGUGUUUGUUGAUACGGAUGCUGACGUUCGAUUAGCGCGGCGUUUAAAACGCGAUAUUCAACAAAGAGGACGUGAUUUGGAAGGGGUUUUAAAACAAUAUACUGGGAUGGUACAACCUUCUUUCAAUCAUUAUAUUGCACCCUUAAUGGCGCAUGCUGAUAUAAUAAUACCUCGGGGUGGUGAGAAUGAAGUUGCUAUUCAAUUAAUUGUACAACAUAUUCAUACACAAUUACAACUGAGAGGAUUUAAAUUGCGUGAAGAAUUAGCACAAACUCAUUGUAAUUUAAACCUACCCCGACCAGAUACUGUAAGAUUAUUACCUUCAACUCCACAAAUUCAGGGAUUACAUACUUUUAUACGAAACAAAGAUACUCCUCGGGAUGAGUUUAUUUUUUAUAGCAAAAGACUUAUUAGGUUGGUUAUAGAGUAUACGUUAUCGUUAAUGCCGUUUUCAGAAAAAAUUGUUGAUACACCUCAGGGAGUUCAAUAUUAUGGUAAAAGAAUGGCCUCAAAUAAAAUAUGUGGCGUUUCAAUUUUACGAGCUGGAGAAACUAUGGAACAAGCGUUUUCAGAUGUUUGUAAAGAUAUAAGAAUAGGAAAAAUUUUAAUCCAAACUAAUUUUCAUACAGGGGAACCAGAGCUAUUCUAUUUACGACUUCCAAAGGAUAUUAAAGACUACAAAGUUAUUUUAAUGGACGCAACGGUUGCUACGGGUGCAGCGGCAAUGAUGGCAAUUAGAGUUUUGUUAGAUCACGACGUAGACGAAGCAAACAUUCUAAUCGUUUCACUUUUAAUGGCCGAAUCAGGAGUUCACGCAAUCGCUUACGCCUUUCCGAAAGUCCAAAUCGUUACGACGGCUGUUGAUCCCGAAAUAAACGAUAAGUUUUAUGUUUUACCUGGAAUUGGGAAUUUUGGGGAUCGGUAUUUUGGGACGGAACCGUCUGAUGAAUGUUAAGGGAUAAAAAUAGGAGCUUAUCAGGUGAUAUUGGUUGCUCGAAUAUAAAUAUGGAUAGAGUACUAUAAAAGAAAAUAUAGAUGCAGUUAAUUUUUUGUAAGAAAAAAGUAUACUACAACGUAUUGUAUCUUAUUAUCCUUAAAUUGAUGGUGAUUUAAGAUAACUUAAAGUGUUAAAAUGAAAUUGAUGGGAUUAUUUUUUAUCACCAUUGAUAUUAAGUUGCCUUUAAAUAUACAAAUAAGAAUGAAUGAAAAGAAAUUUUUAAGUAGUUAUGUUAUGAGAUACUUAAGUUUUUUUGUGCUUAAGUUAUAAGAUCUAGUCUCGAUUUUUUGUUGCUGCUGUAUUUUAUAUUAAUCUAAAAAUUCUGCACACAAUUUUAUUAUUUUAUCUGUGGUUUUAUUUAUUCGUUAGGA